Marmota flaviventris (yellow-bellied marmot) is the source of this 3800-nucleotide messenger RNA. NCBI's taxonomy places the organism in Eukaryota, Metazoa, Chordata, Mammalia, Rodentia, Sciuridae. The record is from RefSeq and is a predicted model, not a curated record.
CGAGGCGCCGGGAGGCGGCGGCGGCGGCGGCCCGACCCGGCCCCAUGGCGCGGGGGGACGCUGGCCGCGGCCGCGGGCUCAUCGCGCUGACCUUCUGCCUGCUGGCCGCGCGCGGAGAGCUGCUGUUGCCUCAGGAGUCGACUGUAGAGCUGAGCUGUGACGUGGGGCCGCUGCGUGUGAUCUUGGGCCCAGAGCAAGCUGUAGUGCUGGACUGCAGUCUGGGGGCUGCUGCUGCUGGACCCCCCACCAGGGUGACGUGGAGCAAGGACGGAGACGCCCUGCCAGAGCUUGAUCACCUGCACCUACUACCCAAUGGCUCCCUAUGGCUGUCCCAGCCACUAGCACCUGAUGACAGUGACGAGGCAGCCUCUGAGGCCUUGGGGGUCAUUGAAGGCAGCUAUUCCUGCCUGGCCCAUGGUCCCCUCGGAGUGGUGGCCAGCCAGGCUGCUGUGGUCAAGCUUGCCAUGCUCGAGGACUUCUCUCUGCACCCGGAGCCUCAGAUGGUAGAGGAGAAUGGGACAGCUCGCUUUGAGUGCCACAUUCAAGGGCUGCCAGACCCUGUCAUUACUUGGGAGAAGGACCAGGUGACAUUGCCUGAGGAGCCUCGGCUCAUCAUGCUUCCCAAUGGUGUGCUCCAGAUCCUGGGUGUUCAGGAGAACGACACAGGCUCCUACCGCUGCGUGGCCAUCAAUUCAGCCCGCCAGCGCUUCAGCCGGGAGGCCUCGCUCAUCGUGGCCCACAGAGGGUCCCUGGCGGCCACCAGGGGGCAGGACGUGGUCAUCGUGGCGGCCCCGGAGAAUACCACCGUGGUAUCUGGGCAGAGUGUGGUGAUGGAGUGUGUGGCCUCGGCUUACCCCACCCCUUUUGUGUCCUGGGUCCGACAGGACGGGAAGCCCAUCUCCACCGAUGUCAUCGUGCUGGGCCGCACCAACCUGCUCAUCGCCAGCGCUCAGCCCCGGCACUCUGGUGUCUACGUCUGCCGAGCCAACAAGCCCCGCACUCGCGACUUCGCCACCGCCGCCGCGGAGCUCCGCGUGCUGGCUGCACCUGCUAUCUCUCAGGCGCCAGAGGCGCUGUCGCGGACACGGGCGAGCACCGCGCGCUUCGUGUGCCGCGCGACUGGGGAGCCCAAACCAGCGCUGCGCUGGCUGCACGACGGGGCGCCGCUGAGGCCCAAUGGGCGCGUCAAGGUCCAGGGUGGCGGUGGCAGCUUGGUCAUCACGCAGAUCGGCCUGCAGGAUGCUGGCUACUACCAGUGCGUGGCGGAGAACAGCGCGGGAACUGCGUGCGCCGCCGCGCCGCUGGCGGUGGUGGUGCGCGAGGGACUGCCCAGCGCCCCCACUCGGGUUACCGCCACACCGCUGAGCAGCUCCGCUGUACUAGUGGCCUGGGAGCGGCCCCAGCUGCACAGUGAACAGAUCAUUGGUUUCUCCCUCCACUACCAGAAGGCACGGGGCAUGGACAAUGUGGAAUACCAGUUUGCAGUGAACAAUGACACCACAGAGCUACAGGUUCGGGACCUGGAACCCAACACAGAUUAUGAGUUCUACGUGGUGGCCUACUCCCAGCUGGGGGCCAGCCGCACCUCCACCCCAGCACUGGUGCACACCUUGGAUGACGUCCCCAGUGCAGCGCCCCAGCUUGCCCUGUCCAGCCCCAACCCCUCGGACAUCAGGGUGGCGUGGCUGCCCCUGCCCCCCAACCUGAGCAAUGGGCAGGUGGUGAAGUACAAGAUAGAGUACGGUUUGGGAAAGGAAGCAGAUCAGAUUUUCUCCACUGAGGUGCCAGGGAACGAGACUCAGCUUAUGCUAAACUCCCUUCAGCCAAACAAGCUGUACCGUGUGAGGGUGUCGGCGGGCACUGGGGCCGGCUACGGGGCCCCCUCACCAUGGAUGCAGCACAGGACACCCAGCGUGCACAACCAGAGCCAUGUCCCUUUUGCCCCUGCAGAGUUGAAGGUCCGGGCAAGGAUGGAGUCUCUGGUCGUGUCAUGGCAGCCACCCCCUCACCCCACCCAGAUCUCUGGCUAUAAACUGUACUGGCGGGAAGUGGGGGCCGAGGAGGAAGCUGGUGGUGACCGCCCCCCAGGGAGCCGCGGAGACCAGGCUUGGGACGUGGGGCCUGUCAGGCUCAAGAAGAAAGUGAAGCAGUAUGAGCUUACCCAACUAGUCCCUGGCCGGCUGUACGAGGUGAAGCUUGUGGCGUUCAACAAAUACGAGGAUGGCUACGCAGCAGUGUGGAAGGGCAAGACGGAGAAGGCACCCACGCCAGACCUACCCAUCCAGAGGGGGCCGCCCUUGCCCCCCGCCCACGUCCAUGCAGAAUCAAACAGCUCCACGUCUAUCUGGCUCCGGUGGAAAAAGCCAGACUUCACCACAGUCAAGAUUGUCAACUACACGGUGCGCUUCAGCCCCUGGGGGCUGAGGAACGCCUCCCUGGUCACCUAUUAUACCAGCUCUGGAGAAGACAUCCUCAUUGGCGGGCUGAAGCCUUUUACCAAGUACGAGUUUGCGGUGCAGUCUCAUGGAGUGGAUGUGGACGGGCCUUUUGGCUCUGUGGUGGAGCGCUCCACCCUGCCUGACCGGCCCUCGACGCCACCGUCUGACCUGCGCCUGAGCCCUCUGACGCCAUCCACUGUUCGGCUGCACUGGUGUCCCCCCACGGAACCCAAUGGUGAGAUCGUGGAAUAUCUGAUCCUAUACAGCAACAACCACAGCCAGCCCGAGCACCAGUGGACACUGCUCACCACCGAGGGAAACAUCUUCAGUGCUGAGGUGCAUGGCCUGGAGAGCGACACCAGGUACUUCUUCAAGAUGGGGGCACGCACAGAGGUGGGCCCUGGGCCCUUCUCCCGCCUGCAGGAUGUAAUCACUCUCCAGGAGAAGUUCUCAGACUCCUUGGAUGUGCACUCAGUCACAGGCAUCAUCGUGGGUGUCUGCCUGGGCCUCCUCUGCCUCCUAGCCUGCAUGUGUGCUGGCCUGCGACGCAGCCCCCACAGGGAAGCCCUCCCAGGCCUGUCCUCCACGGCCACAGCUGGGAACCCAGCGCUGUACUCUAGAGCCCGGCUGGGCCCACCUAGUCUCCCUGCUGCCCAUGAGCUGGAGUCCCUUGUGCACCCCCGGCCCCAGGACUGGUCCCCACCACCCUCAGACAUGGAAGACAAGGCUGAAGUGCACAGCCUUAUGGGUGGCAGCAUUUCGGACUGCCGGGGUCACUCCAAGAGAAAGAUCUCCUGGGCUCAGCCAGGUGGGCCAAGCUGGGCAGGUUCCUGGGCCAGCUGCGAGCUGCCCCAGGUGGGCCCCAGGCCUGCUCUGACCCAGGCCCUGUUGCCCCCUGCUGGAACUGGACAGACGCUGUUGCUGCAGGCUCUGGUGUAUGAUGCUAUAAAGGGUAAUGGGAGGAAGAAGCCACCCCCAGCCUGCGGAAACCAGGUGGAGGCCGAGGUCAUUGUCCACUCUGACUUCAGUGCAUCCAAAGGGAGCCCUGACCUCCAUCUCCAAGACAUAGAGCCUCAGGACUCUCUGCCUGCAGAGGCUUCUGGCCUCUCCUCUGGUGUUGUGGAUCUCAGGCCCCAGGCAGACUGGCUAGACAGGGAGCUGGAAGGCUGUGAGCAGACAGCCACUGGACCAGACAGACUUACCUGCUUGCCAGAGGCAGCCAGUGCCUCCUGCCCCUAUCCGGAUCUCCAGCCCAGUGAGGCUCCGGAGGAGGCUUGUGGGAACAGCUGCCAGCCCAAAGCCCCCUGCUCUCCAGGAGCCAGCCCAGGCCUGCCCAGGGUCCCUGUCUCCUCCUCUGCUUAG